Molecule: messenger RNA, 306 nt
Organism: Haemonchus placei
Lineage: Eukaryota; Metazoa; Nematoda; Chromadorea; Rhabditida; Trichostrongylidae
Source: the annotation of a GenBank genome assembly
AUGGGUAGUCGAGACUUCGACAAAGUGAAGUUGGACAAAGAGGGCUACGAGAAAGUACGAGCCAUUCACUACAACUGGUACUUGCAUUCGAUGAAGGCAAUCAUGGGACAGCUUGGAAAGGAUGUGCUCCCUAAAUUGAGCCCCAGUAACCGCCGACAAUUUCUGCGAUGCCUUGACGGUAUCGUUGACAAGAGAGAUUUGGUGAGCGCGGCCAGAUGUCUCAUCGAAGCGAAAGAGAAGCUCGACAGCGAUAAAGUUCAGUGUUCUAAGUGUUCAGAUCCUAUGGCAAGGCUAAAAACCAGGUAA